CAAAAAGACGUAGAAGAAGAAAAACGUUGGUUAGCAUAAACAGCUAGCGUAUCUUAUGUGUGUGUUAUCUUCUACAGAUUUAGCAACCCAGCAAGACAAAUUCAACAAACAACAUUUCAUACCCGCGAACACAUCAAACCCACUUUCGGUUUCAUAUUCUGAAGGUCACUUUUCUCCUGGUACAGUAACACUGUAACACCACUGGCAGUCCUGUGACCCAAGAAAAUAAUGUGCUGCAGCUGAAGAUGGGUGGUAGUGGCUCCAAAUCCAAAGGAUUUUGGCCUUUUUCUGGCUCAGGUAGUACGGAUGAUCCAACCAAAGAUGGAAGCGAGCAGUCAAUGGCGAGAGUACGAAGUUUCCCAGGCGCAACACCUUUUGUGUUUACUAGACGAAGCUCUAUGUUCUUUGAUGAAGAUGGUGACUUGGCCCACGAGUUCUAUGAAGAGACAAUUGUGACAAAAAAUGGACGUAAAAAAGCUAAGCUGAAGAGGAUUCAAAAAAACCUAACACCUCAGGGAAUUAUAAAGCUGGAGAUCCCUUGCAUCCAUGUAGAUUUCCCAGUUAUCCUCUGUGAAGCCUGAUGAUGCCUGAGCAGCGUCUCAGACAAGCCACUGUGUCAACUCCGUCCUGUGGUUUCCCCUACAGCUGGAAGCCUGAACCACCUUUUAAAACAACAUGAUCUCUUGAUAUAUAUGAUGCCCUUAUGUGGACAGGCUGAUGCAAUGUGUGCUGAGCCUCUGCAUGUGAUCUGUUUUGGCUUGUGUGCAGUUAGACACAGAAUAGGUCACCAGUGAGAUCUAGAGGGGUGCCAAGUUGGCAAAACCCUCUCAGUUUACAGAUCAUGGUUUGUGUGCAUGUACGUGUGAAUGUGUGUGCAGACACGGGAUGAAAUGUGACAGAGGCUGGGAUUUAUCGCAGCAGAUUGUUUUCUGGUAUGAUUCAUUGAACUCUAGGAGUUUGAGGAGAACGUAACCAGUUCUUCCCUCUGUCACGGUCAUAGCUAGAGCGGGAAAGUUUUAAGUGCACACUUUCUUUAUCCUUUUUUUUUCGACACCAUCAUGACUUGCUUUUUUAUGCAUGGAACAAGAUCUGCUUAUCAGUAAAUAGCCUAGGGAGUUGACAAUCAGUGGCCGUCAAAAUCUGAAGUGGAUUAAUGUCAUAUGUUGGAUGGACUGGCUUCAAUGACCUCAGAGCCACACAUGUACACAGCAGCAGUGAGUCUAAUGAGAGAUCCUGUUGUUUUGUUUGCUGCUUUGGCAUAAUAUGUUUCACUUUUAAUUUAUUAUAACUGUUUUUUAAUUACAAUAUCAAAUGCUAA
This is a messenger RNA of Epinephelus fuscoguttatus (brown-marbled grouper), 1318 nucleotides long. It is a transcript of the gene tusc2b, whose product is annotated as tumor suppressor 2, mitochondrial calcium regulator b. The coding region runs from base 246 to 581 and encodes 111 amino acids. The transcript has 4 exons. NCBI's taxonomy places the organism in Eukaryota, Metazoa, Chordata, Actinopteri, Perciformes, Serranidae. Gene Ontology annotation, cellular component: mitochondrion. The record is from RefSeq and is a predicted model, not a curated record. Gene Ontology annotation, biological process: inflammatory response; regulation of mitochondrial membrane potential.